Messenger RNA from Zingiber officinale, 1229 nucleotides. RefSeq names its product probable inactive shikimate kinase like 1, chloroplastic. The record is from RefSeq and is a predicted model, not a curated record. The coding region runs from base 47 to 937 and encodes 296 amino acids. Gene Ontology annotation, cellular component: chloroplast. The transcript is spliced from 10 exons. NCBI's taxonomy places the organism in Eukaryota, Viridiplantae, Streptophyta, Magnoliopsida, Zingiberales, Zingiberaceae.
GAUAGACGCCCGAGAGGAGCACGCAGCAGGGGGGGGCGUGGGCGUGAUGCCUUUUGGGUUGGCCAUGGAGAUAAGACUGAGAGCCACAGCAGCAGCAGCUAUGCCCUUUCCCCUUCCUGCCCUCCGGAACCAUGCCCGCCCUUGCAGCUUCACGGGAGCCCUCUCCCACUCCCAACCGAAACCUGUUGCUUUCCAUGCACGCACUGGAGCAAUCCGAAGUCCAAAUAGCAAGGAGGUUCCCCGCGCCCAUGGGGCCAAGAUGUCUGUAGCAGUGCCAGAAUCAUUACUUAUAAAGAGAACGGCAGUUGAAGUCGUUGAUGAUUUGAGAGGAACCUCCCUAUUUCUUGUGGGGAUGAAUUGCACCAUGAAAACUGACCUAGGGAAGAUAUUGGCUGACUCAUUGCGAUAUUACUACUUUGACAGUGAUAGUUUGAUCCAGCAAGCAGCAGGUGGCACUUCUGCUGCUAAAACUUUUAGAGAAGAAGAUGAGAAGGGUUUCCAAAGCGCAGAGACUGAAGUUCUCAAGCAGUUGUCAGCGAUGGGGCGACUAGUGGUUUGUGCUGGGGAUGGGGCAGUGCAAUCCGCGACAAACUUGUCUUAUUUAAGAUACGGCGUCUCAAUAUGGGUAGAUGUUCCUUUAGAUUACUUGGCAAACGAAUUUAUGGUAUCUGAGGCGUCGUCAUCUAUCAUGAGUACCACACAAGAGACAGAUCCAUUCACAAAGGUUAUGAAUGUGCUUUUGCAGCAAUAUAACAAGUUGAAAGAAGGCUUUGCUAUAGCAGAUACAACUGUUUCGCUUCUAAAAGUAGCUUCUCAACUAGGGCACGAAGAUUUAACAUCUGUUACCGCAGAGGAUAUGGCUUUGGAGACUCUAAAAGGGAUACAAAAGCUGACUAGAGUGAAGAAGAUGAUGGAAGAGGCUGGCCGGCCAUUUUAACCGAAGUGCAGGUGUUUGUGAUGAAAGAGUUUAGGGUUUCAAGCCACCAUGAUGUUCCUCUACCUGGAGAAAAUGAUGCGAGUUUCUGAUUGUGUUGCUUGCCGACCAUGAAAUAUCCUUUAUUUCUUAAAAUUGUCACAUAAUAUUAGGUCACACAACAGCAUCAUUCCUCACCUUCCAACUUUAAAAGGAUCUGUGAAUCUUGUAACCAUUGAUACAGAAUGCUAGAACAGUUGGUUAUGAUCAUCAUGCUUUAUAAGAUAUCAAUCUUAAAGUGAGUGUGUUUAAGUUA